This is a messenger RNA of Adineta steineri, 387 nucleotides long. The record is from the annotation of a GenBank genome assembly. Lineage: Eukaryota; Metazoa; Rotifera; Eurotatoria; Adinetida; Adinetidae.
AUGGAAGAUUAUAAUGAAUGGAAUGAAUCUUUGUUCGGCUGUUGUGAUGAUUGUAAAACCUGUUGUUGUGGCUUAUGUUGUACGCCAUGUCUAUUUGGUCAAAAUGCUGAAAAAAUUGAUAAUAGUAAUUGUUGCGUCUGGUGUUGUACCUAUAUGUGUCUUACUGACUUUUAUUUAUGUUGGGUCCCACAUUAUAUGAAACGACAACUUCUUCGACAAAAAUAUAAUAUAAGAGAAGAUCCAAAUUGUAAUGAUCUUCUUGCAACAAUUUUCUGCAGUCCUUGUGCACUUUGUCAAGAAGCUCGUUUCCUUAAACAUCGAGCUGAACAAAUAACGGAUACAACAGUUUUGGCUCCACGCAUGACACAACCUGGUAAAACUUAUUAA